AUGCCGUCUGAUUGGACAGUCGACCCAGACGUCAGGAGAAAGCUACUGGCCUUACAGAAGCAGGGAGGCAAUAAAAAGUGUUUUGAUUGUUCUGCGCCGAAUCCGCAGUGGGCUUCACCCAAGUUUGGUAUUUUCAUCUGUCUGGAAUGUGCUGGAAUCCACCGUGGACUAGGUGUCCAUAUUUCAUUUGUGCGCUCCAUCACUAUGGACCAAUUUAAGCCUGAAGAGAACGCGCGCAUGGAGAAAGGUGGUAAUGACAAGUGUGGUGAAUAUUUCUCGAGUAAUGGGCUAGACCUCAAGCUGCCUGCGCAGCAAAAGUACAACAAUUUUGUGGCUGAGGACUACAAGGAGUUGUUGACGUGUCUGAUUGAGGAUCGUGAGUAUACGCCUAAAGAUCAUGUGGGUGAAACGCUGCCUACUCUGUCAUCAAUUGCCUUGGAGAAGGAGCCCGUUUCGAGACGUAAUGGAGGAACGCCCUUGGGAGGUGACCAGAAAGUCAAGAACGAGCAGUACUUCGCCACAUUGGGUGCAGCAAACUCCCAGAGACCCACAGAUCUGCCUCCUAGUCAGGGUGGUAAGUACCAGGGCUUUGGAUCUGGUCCCGUGCCGGGAACUGACUCUGGUGCCAGUUCUGGGAGCGGAAGCGGCUCUUUGGCCGGGUUCACGGUCGAUGCCUUCCAAAAAGAUCCCCUGGGUACUUUCGCAAAGGGUUGGGGACUUUUUUCGAGCACCGUUGCCAAAUCUGUCCAGGAGGUGAACGAGUCUGUGAUCAAGCCAGGAGUCCAGCAGCUCUCGGAGCAGGAUCUUGCUAAUCAAGCAAAACGCGCGAUGGCACAGUUUGGCACCAAAGUUCAGACCAACGGUGGCGUGUACGGCAAACUUUUCGAAGGGCUUGGAGAAGAGGACGACGACGCCAGCAUAGAGCCGGCUUUCGGACUGGCUCGGCCCAAGGAGAAGACCAAGUUGCAAGGUCUAGGGUCGAAGAAGGACGACUGGGGCGAGGACAAGUGGGAUAAUUUUUGA
Kuraishia capsulata CBS 1993 is the source of this 1023-nucleotide messenger RNA. RefSeq lists its product as uncharacterized. Lineage: Eukaryota; Fungi; Ascomycota; Pichiomycetes; Pichiales; Pichiaceae. Gene Ontology annotation, biological process: regulation of ARF protein signal transduction; regulation of endocytosis. The transcript has a single exon. Gene Ontology annotation, molecular function: GTPase activator activity. The record is from RefSeq and is a predicted model, not a curated record. Gene Ontology annotation, cellular component: Golgi membrane. The coding region runs from base 1 to 1023 and encodes 340 amino acids.